Molecule: messenger RNA, 3838 nt
Organism: Anopheles moucheti
Lineage: Eukaryota; Metazoa; Arthropoda; Insecta; Diptera; Culicidae
Gene: arm
Product: armadillo segment polarity protein
Exons: 8
Coding region: 282-2840 (852 amino acids)
Biological process (GO): positive regulation of transcription by RNA polymerase II; cell adhesion
Cellular component (GO): adherens junction; catenin complex
Molecular function (GO): cadherin binding; alpha-catenin binding; transcription coactivator activity
Source: RefSeq, a predicted model, not a curated record
CCGUCUUCGUAUGGUAGGCCCCGUUUUGAGUGUGCACUUUCCAUCGCGCUUCUAACUCAACUGUCUAUGGCUCGUGCACGGUUCGCACUGCCGUGAAUUUCGGACAACGUGAGCAGCAAUUAUUAGACAUUGUUUAAAGUGUAGAAGAACGGGUGGAAAAGUGCAUAUAUCCCAUAAAAAGUCCCGUGAGUGCAGCUGUGGUUUCUUCCUCUUUCUAAGCAGCCAAUCAACCAUCAACACUUCGGAAACGGCGUGGAAGUGAUCGCCGCCCGUAAAGCAGCAUGAGCUAUCAGAUGCCGCAAAACAGAACAAUGUCUCAUAAUCCCUACAAUCCGUCGGAUAUGCCGAUGCCAUCGGCAAAGGAGCAAACACUGAUGUGGCAGCAAAACUCGUACCUCGGCGAUUCCGGCAUUCAUUCGGGCGCCGUGACCCAGGUGCCGUCCCUGAGCGGCAAGGACGACGACAUGGAGGAUGAUCCGCUGAUGUUCGACAUGGAUCAGGGCUUCUCGCAAAACUUUACACAGGAUCAGGUCGACGACAUGAACCAGCAGCUGAGCCAGACCCGCUCCCAGCGUGUGCGGGCCGCAAUGUUCCCGGAGACGCUCGAGGAAGGGAUCGAGAUCCCGUCGACACAGUUCGACCCUCAGCAACCGACGGCGGUCCAACGGCUGGCGGAACCGUCCCAGAUGCUGAAGCACGCGGUUGUUAACCUGAUCAACUAUCAGGACGAUGCGGAUCUGGCCACCCGCGCCAUACCCGAGUUGAUCAAGCUGCUGAACGACGAGGACCAGGUGGUGGUUUCCCAGGCCGCCAUGAUGGUGCACCAGCUGUCCAAGAAGGAGGCGUCGCGUCACGCGAUCAUGAACAGCCCGCAGAUGGUGGCUGCCCUCGUCCGUGCGCUCUCCAACUCGAACGACCUCGAGACGACGAAGGGUGCGGUCGGUACGCUGCACAACUUGUCGCAUCACAGGCAAGGUCUGCUGGCAAUCUUCAAGUCCGGUGGCAUACCGGCGCUGGUAAAGCUACUGUCCUCGCCGGUCGAGUCAGUGCUGUUCUACGCGAUCACCACGCUGCACAACCUGCUGCUGCACCAGGAUGGCAGCAAGAUGGCGGUACGGUUGGCUGGCGGGCUGCAGAAGAUGGUCGCACUGUUGCAGCGCAACAACGUCAAAUUUCUCGCCAUCGUCACGGACUGUCUGCAGAUCCUGGCGUACGGUAACCAGGAGAGCAAGCUGAUCAUUCUCGCCUCGACCGGACCGAGCGAGCUGGUUCGCAUAAUGCGCUCGUACGACUACGAGAAGCUGCUGUGGACAACGUCCCGCGUGCUGAAGGUGUUGUCGGUCUGCUCGAGCAACAAGCCGGCCAUUGUGGAAGCCGGUGGCAUGCAGGCGUUGGCCAUGCAUCUGGGCAAUCCAUCGCAGCGCCUGGUACAGAACUGUCUCUGGACGCUGCGCAAUCUGUCCGACGCGGCCACCAAGGUGGACGGACUCGAGACGCUGCUGUCCGGUUUGGUGACCGUGCUCGGCUCGUCUGACGUUAACGUGGUCACCUGUGCUGCCGGCAUUCUUUCCAACCUGACGUGCAACAACCAGCGCAACAAGGUGACGGUCUGUCAGGUAGGCGGCGUGGAAGCGCUCGUUGGCACGAUUAUUAACGCCGGUGACCGGGAGGAGAUUACCGAACCGGCCGUGUGUGCCCUGCGCCAUCUGACCUCGCGUCAUCCGGAGUCGGAAUCGGCACAGAACGUCGUGCGCAACGGGUACGGACUGCCGGUCAUUGUGAAGCUGCUCAAUCCACCGUCCCGCUGGCCGCUGAUCAAGGCCGUGAUCGGUCUGAUUCGCAACUUGGCGCUCUGUCCGGCCAAUGCGGCACCGUUGCGUGAACAUGGGGCCAUCCAUCUGUUGGUGCGGCUGCUGUUUAAGGCGUUCCAGGAUACGCAGCGGCAACGUUCAUCGGUUGCUACGAACGGCUCGCAGCCACCGGGUGCCUACGCCGACGGUGUACGCAUGGAGGAAAUCGUCGAGGGUACAGUCGGCGCGCUGCAUAUUCUCGCAAAGGAGGAAUACAAUCGACAGGUCAUACGUUCGCAAAACGUUAUUCCGAUCUUCGUACAGCUGCUGUUCUACAACGACAUCGAAAACAUCCAGCGUGUUGCUGCUGGGGUACUUUGCGAACUGGCCGUGGACAAGGAGGUGGCUGAGAUGAUCGAAGCUGAAGGAGCCACCGCACCGCUUACCGAGCUGCUCAACUCGGCCAACGAGGGCGUCGCCACGUAUGCAGCCGCCGUGCUGUUCAAGAUGAGCGAGGACAAGUCGAUGGAUUACAAGAAGCGCUUCUCUAGCGAACUGACCACCCUGCCUGUGUUCCGCGACGAUAGCAUGUGGAACAAUGGCGAGCUCGGUAUCGGACCGGACUUGCAGGACAUCCUGUCCCCCGAGCAAGCUUACGAGGGUCUGUAUGGACAAGGGCCCGCGAGUGUGCACAGCUCGCACGGUGGUCGUGCAUUCCAGCAAGGAUACGACACCCUUCCAAUAGACUCGAUGCAAGGGCUGGAGAUUGGCGGUGGAGGCGGAAGCAGCGUUAGUAACGGUGGGCCAGGUGGCAACGGUAUGGGCGGCCAGCAGCAGCAAUCGGUCGGUGGCGGUGGACCCGGUUCGGUGGUAAUGGGCGGUGGCGCUAGCGGCAUGUCGUCAUCCGGCCAGCCGACAUCACCGUACGGCAUGGACAUGGAUGUCGGUGAGAUGGACGCGAGCGAGCUGACGUUCGACCAUCUGGACGUGAUGCCGUCCCCGCCCCAGGACAACAACCAGGUCGCCGCCUGGUACGACACCGAUCUCUAAGACGUGCCACGCGCUCGUGAGGUUUUGCUGUAACAUCGGUGGAAGGAGAUGGGAGAAUAAUAUCGAAUUAUAUAAACGAGCGGUUCGGAUUGCGCACCCCGAUCGUGCAAUGACACUCGGCUCAUAUGCUUACACGUACAUGCGGCCCGUCAUGAUGAAGGAAUUUCCCCACUCUCUCAAGCAAACCUAAAUUUUCGGUGCAGCACAGGAUGCAUUGCACAAGGAGGCAGGUUUUUUAAUAUUUUCUUUUUUUUUCGAAUGUAAGCACAUCACCCCCAGCCCCCCGCCCUAAAUCACAACUAACGUUACGGAAAAGUGUUUUUUUUUUACGAAAAUGCUUCAAACAUAUUUUAUAUUUCUGUUUUUCACUUACGAUUUUACAUAUUAUAAUUUACUUUGCAAAAAGGGUCAAAAGGGCCUACGAAAAAAAAAGGGAUUUAGAAUAUCAAUAUUCCUGUAUGCUCUUGAAUAGUGCAUAUUAUCAUAACGGAACCUUUUUUGUCCGAAGGUUUGUAGCUUAAAACUCUUUAACAAUUUUUCUAUUUCAAUGAAAAUCACGAUGUCAAACGACUAGAACAAGGAAAAAACAGCUAAUUAUGCGAAAAUGAUUGUGUAUUCUAGGCAAUAUAACGUCGUAUGCCCAACACACGUUAAUUGCGAAAUGCUCUACGGCAUUAAUUAAUUUUUAUAUAAUUUACGAAAAAAAAAUGAAAGUUUAUUCACGAUUACGAUUUAAUGCAUAUAAUUUUAAGUCCCUUACACAAGCGAUUUGCUGUUAUUAGGUCUAUCCUCUUAGUACCGUUACGGCAUAUUGAAUGUGGUUUGGUUUUGAGCAAUACUUCCUAAAUGCAUUACGGUCCUGUAUGGAAGCAAAUAGGUGCGAUUCACAAUGCAAAUGUAGUCUGAUAUGCGUAACAUACAACACAAACACACACACACAUAAAUAACUCAUUUAUUAUGAUUUAGUGUAAAGACAUGCAAAAAAGAAAAAAAGAAAA